Molecule: messenger RNA, 336 nt
Organism: Morchella sextelata
Lineage: Eukaryota; Fungi; Ascomycota; Pezizomycetes; Pezizales; Morchellaceae
Exons: 3
Coding region: 1-336 (111 amino acids)
Source: RefSeq, a predicted model, not a curated record
AUGGCAUCCCUCACAGCUGGUGCUGGAAAGACAUUUUUGAGCUCUCUUAUGAUGGAUAGCCUAAGAUCUGAGGCGAAGAUAAAGGAAUACGGAGUAGCACACAUCUAUUUCAAUUAUAAGGAACAAGAGCAACAGACACCGGUAAAAGCCCUUGCUAGUCUAGUUAAACAACUCGCCUGCCAAACCAGCUACGUUCCCGACGCCCUUGAGAAGCACUACGAUAAGGAUCAUGGGAAAGCACCUACAGUUGAAGAGCUAUAUAUAGCACUCCUUGAUAUUUCAGAAAGAUUUACGAAAACGUUUCUCGUAUUCGACGCAUUGGACGAGUGUGACUAA